AUCGAAAGGCGCUCGCACUGCGGCGGCGACCAAUGAUGAUGUGGCCGAAGCCCAGCCUAGACACGGGCUACCCAUUUCCAAGCCACUCCGGAGCAUGAGGAUCUUAAGGAGUUCAUUUGGAUUCUCAAGAAGACUUAAAAGACUUCUCAAAGUGGAAAGCCGUAGACCAGUUGAAUCUGAAUCACUGACUUCACUAGCUUGGACACCACCAAUACAGAUUUUUGUUAGCAAAGAACCUGGUAUUUUCGUGUUGGAUCAAAGAAGAAGAUUUUCAAUCAUGCCUGAAAUAGAAACAAACCAGAGAGACUCUGACUUGUUUUCACCACCUUCUGAUGUUCGGGGAAUGACUAAACUUGAUAGAACAGCUUUUAAAAAGACUGUCACCAUCCCUGUGCUUAGAGUGAGAAAAGAAAUAGUCAAUCAGUUGAUGCGAUCCCUUAAAAGAGCAGUACUGCAGCGCCCAGGCACUAAGCGUGUGAUUGAAGAUCCAGAAGAUGAAGAAAUUAGACUAAUUAUGUUGGAUCCCUCUAAAAUGCUUACUGAGAAUUCCUUUGAGAAAGCAGAACUCAGUAUUUUAGAGAAAUUUAAUGUCAAUCCACAGAUAUCUAAAUAUAAUUUAGAACUAACUUACGAAGAUUUCAAGUCAGAAGAAAUCCUAAGAGCUGUGCUUCCUGAAGGUAAAGAUGUGACUUCAGCAUUUAGCAGAGUUGGACAUAUUGCCCACCUGAACCUUCGAGAUCAUCAACUACCUUUCAAGCAUUUAAUUGGCCAAGUUAUGAUUGACAAAAACCCAGGAAUCACAUCAGCAGUAAAUAAAGUCAAUAAUAUUGAUAAUACAUACCGAAAUUUCCAAAUGGAAGUGCUGUCUGGAGAGGAAAACAUGAUGACCAAGGUUCGAGAAAACAACUACACCUAUGAAUUUGAUUUUUCAAAAGUUUAUUGGAAUCCUCGCCUCUCUACAGAACACAACCGCAUCACAGAACUUCUCAAACCUGGGGAUAUUUUAUUUGAUGUUUUUGCUGGAGUUGGGCCCUUUGCAAUCCCAGUGGCAAAGAAGAACUGCACUGUAUUUGCGAAUGACCUGAAUCCUGAAUCCCAUAAAUGGCUGUUGCAUAAUUGUAAAUUAAAUAAAGUGGACCAAAAGGUAAAAGUCUUUAACUUGGAUGGGAAAGACUUCCUCCAAGGACCAGUCAGAGAAGAGUUAAUGCAGCAGCUGGGACCACACUCACAAGAAAGAAAACAUUCUAUGCACAUUGUCAUGAACUUGCCAGCAAAGGCUAUUGAGUUUCUCAGUGUUUUCAGUUCACUUUUAGAUGGUCAGCCAUGCAAUGAGUUCCUUCCUAUAGUGCACUGUUACAGCUUUUCCAAAGAUGCCAAUCCUGCUAAGGAUGUUCAGCAACGUGCUGGAGCUGCACUGGGCAUUUCCUUGGAGUCAUGCAGUUCAGUUCACAUAGUAAGAAAUGUAGCCCCUAAUAAAGAAAUGCUCUGCAUCACCUUUCAGAUUCCUGCUGCUAUACUCUACAAAGACCACACUCUAAAUCUAGAAAAUCACGAACAUCCACCUCUUAAACGCCAGAGGACUGAGAAAGCCUUUUCAGAAGAAAAAACACAAAUUGCUUCAACUGACUGAAAAAUCUGAUUCCAUCUUUCUACUAGACUUUAGUUAAAUAUUAUUUGAAUAAUUUCAUGAAAUUUUAGCAUUGUUACUUUAGUACUGAACCCUUAUGCUUUUGCUGUUUUAUAAAUUAAUCUUAAUGAUUGUUAAACUUUAAAAUAAGUCUGCUAAAUAAAUUUUAUUGUUUGU
Molecule: messenger RNA, 1804 nt
Organism: Erinaceus europaeus (western European hedgehog)
Lineage: Eukaryota; Metazoa; Chordata; Mammalia; Eulipotyphla; Erinaceidae
Gene: TRMT5
Product: tRNA methyltransferase 5
Exons: 5
Coding region: 95-1630 (511 amino acids)
Biological process (GO): mitochondrial tRNA methylation; tRNA N1-guanine methylation
Cellular component (GO): cytoplasm; mitochondrial matrix
Source: RefSeq, a predicted model, not a curated record